AUGUUGUUCGGAGAAUGGCAAGCCAUGGAAAGCACGCAGUCAGCUCCUGUCAUCACUCGACCAGAACGCGACACAUUCCAAUUGGAGAUCCAAGGCAUUGUGCAUGCGUUCAUUGCCUUGCCAGCUCAGUUGAGAAAAGCGUGUAGUGAGGACGUCGAGAACCUGCCUGUUCUUGGGGCGUUGUACGCGUACACCUUCACACAUCUUCAUCUAUGCGCUCCAGAGAAACGAAGUCUUAUCGACGAACUCGAAAACCUAAAGGCGUGGUUGAUAAGAGAAGACGAUGCCUGUCUUUCGAAUCUGAAGACUAUGAAAGAUGAGCUUGUCCACAUUCUACAUAGGUCACAAGUCGAGAAGCACGUUUGCAAUACUGGCCUGAUCAACGAUAAGACGUUACACGACCUCGACAUCAACAACAUAGGAGCGUUGAUUGUCGAUCAUACAACAUCGAACGAGCUCGCCCGCGCUUUCUACGCCGAUGACAAUGCACAGUUCAUGGUUGAGAUACUGCAGAAUCUACUUACGGCCCGGUCUGAAAUCCUGAAAAAAUAUAGAAUGUAUCUGGUGAAUGCUGUGUUCAAACUUUCCAGGAAAUCUGGACGGUUCCCACAGAGUUUGCAACUUCGUUGCAUUCAGGACAUAAAACAUACCGAUUUUUGUGGCGGAUUUGGCUUGAUCUAUCAAGGCAAGCUAAACGGCCGUCUUGUUGCUGUGAAAAAGGUGCUAGAGGGUCGUCGUUCCCCAGAACAAUUUCAUAAAUCAUUUUCUAAUGAGGCGGUGAUCUGGUACCAUAUGCGACAUGAUAAUUGUCUUCCGUUCUAUGGCGUAUACGUCUUUGAUGACGCGUGGUGCCUGGUAUCCCCCUGGAUGACAGAUGGUCAUGUGAAUCACUAUCUUAGGGGACAUCCUGAUGCUGACCGGUAUCCACUGAUCCUGGAUGUUGCACGCGGCCUGAAGUACCUGCACUCAAUGGAGCCAGCAGUGAGUCAUGGCGACCUGAAAGGCGUCAAUAUCCUGAUAACGUCUUCUGGGCGUGCAUGCAUCGCGGAUUUUGGAAUUGUAACAGCUCGAGACUCUCGUAUUCAAAUGACGACAACAACAUCUGGUGUCAUAGGAACGCUUCAUUUUAUGGCUCCAGAACUUCUGAGCGCAGACAGUGCAGCUGAUCUCCUGAAGGUGGACAGAAGGCGGUGCGAUAUGUAUGCAUUGGCUUGCGUCUGCUAUGAGAUGUUUACAGGGAUGUACCCGUUUCAAAACCAGGGGAACUUGAAUCUCAAGGUCCUGGUGCUACGGGGACAACGGCCGGAGCGGCCACGUGAAGUUCACCAAGUGUUAGACGACUUUAUGUGGAGUCUCAUAGAAGCCCUGUGGGAACAAAACCCGAGAGACCGACUAACAGCAGAACAAGUGUGCGAGCGAGUCUCUCAGAAGAUGGAUGCCGAGAGGAAAGAUACCGAGCGCCCAUCCACCGAAGUGGAGUGGGAUGUAGGUUUUCUGGCUGAUGCCGCCAUGACGAUGGUGGCAGAAGAUCCUUUCGCGCUUGCGCAUACGUAG
Suillus bovinus is the source of this 1554-nucleotide messenger RNA. RefSeq names its product kinase-like domain-containing protein. Bases 1 to 1554 code for a protein of 517 amino acids. Gene Ontology annotation, molecular function: ATP binding; protein kinase activity. Gene Ontology annotation, biological process: protein phosphorylation. The transcript is spliced from 9 exons. Lineage: Eukaryota; Fungi; Basidiomycota; Agaricomycetes; Boletales; Suillaceae. The record is from RefSeq and is a predicted model, not a curated record.